Molecule: messenger RNA, 861 nt
Organism: Chrysochloris asiatica (Cape golden mole)
Lineage: Eukaryota; Metazoa; Chordata; Mammalia; Afrosoricida; Chrysochloridae
Gene: ISY1
Product: ISY1 splicing factor homolog (S. cerevisiae)
Exons: 9
Coding region: 1-852 (283 amino acids)
Biological process (GO): mRNA 3'-splice site recognition; generation of catalytic spliceosome for second transesterification step
Cellular component (GO): post-mRNA release spliceosomal complex; catalytic step 2 spliceosome; post-spliceosomal complex
Source: RefSeq, a predicted model, not a curated record
AUGGCAUCUUCUCUAUCUCGUAGGACGGCCUUAGCAAGAUUUCGCCAAGCUCAGCUGGAAGAGGGAAAAGUAAAGGAACGAAGACCUUUCCUUGCCUCUGAAUGUACUGAGCUUCCCAAAGCUGAAAAGUGGAGACGGCAGAUUAUUGGAGAAAUCUCUAAAAAAGUGGCUCAAAUUCAGAAUGCUGGUUUAGGUGAAUUCCGAAUUCGUGACCUGAAUGAUGAAAUUAACAAACUGCUGAGAGAAAAAGGUCAUUGGGAGGUCCGGAUAAAGGAGCUGGGUGGUCCUGAUUAUGGGAAAGUUGGCCCUAAAAUGCUGGAUCAUGAAGGAAAAGAAGUUCCGGGAAAUCGAGGUUACAAAUAUUUUGGAGCAGCAAAAGAUUUACCUGGUGUUAGAGAACUAUUUGAAAAAGAACCUCUUCCUCCUCCAAGAAAGACACGAGCUGAGCUUAUGAAGGCGAUCGAUUUUGAGUACUAUGGUUACUUAGAUGAAGAUGAUGGUGUUAUUGUGCCUUUGGAACAGGAAUACGAAAAGAAACUCAGAACCGAAUUAGUGGAAAAAUGGAAAACAGAGAGAGAGGCCCGGCUGGCAAGAGGAGAAAAAGAAGAAGAGGAGGAGGAGGAAGAGAUCAAUAUCUAUGCUGUCAAUGAAGAGGAGUCUGAUGAGGAAGAUGGCCAGGAGAAAGGAGGCGAAGAUGGACAGCAGAAGUUCAUUGCUCAUGUCCCAGUGCCAUCCCAGCAAGAGAUUGAGGAGGCACUUGUACGAAGGAAGAAGCUGGAACUUCUUCAGAAAUAUGCCAGUGAGACCCUACAGGCCCAGAGUGAAGAAGCCAAACGGCUGUUGGGAUAUUAAUGGCCACAG